Messenger RNA from Acyrthosiphon pisum (pea aphid), 1206 nucleotides. Its product is annotated as protein FAM200B-like. The coding region runs from base 1 to 1206 and encodes 401 amino acids. The transcript is spliced from 2 exons. The record is from RefSeq and is a predicted model, not a curated record. Lineage: Eukaryota; Metazoa; Arthropoda; Insecta; Hemiptera; Aphididae.
AUGUUUGAUGAAACUACGGAUAUUUCAUGCACCGAGCAACUUACUUUAGUAUUGAGGUAUGUGAUAAAUAAUGAAAUUCAUGAAGAUUUUGUGACAUUUUUGGAUGCUUACCAAUCUAUUAGACAAGAAGAUAAAUCAAAUUCCGGGGAGUCAAAGCUUACUGGACAUGCUCUUGGACAUAUUGUUAUUGAUGUUUUAACUAAAGAUUUUGGGAAUGCCUUAAAAUUAUGUGUUGGAAUUGGUACUGAUGGGUGUAGUGUGAUGAUAUCGCAAGAUUGUGGAGUGGUAACAGAAAUUUUAAAACAGUGUACAAAUGCUGUUCGUUGCCCUUGUUAUAACCAUGCAUUAAACAACUCUUUGGCCCAGUCAUCUAAAAUAGUUACAGUAAGAAAUACGAUUGGAACAUUAAAAGAAAUAAUUUCAUUUUUUAAUGCUUCAGCAAAAAGACAUUUAGUUUUGAAAAAUAUCCUUGGCAAAACCUUAACUGGUUUGUGCCAGACCAGAUGGAUUGAGAUGCAUGAUGGUAUCUUGCAAUUUAAAUCAGCUCUCCCUAAGAUUGUUGAAGCACUAACUGAAGUAUCAAUGUGGUCAGAAAGAAUAUCAUCUAGCAAAGCUUCAAUUUUGUUGUCAGCCAUAAACAAUAGUGAGUUUAUUAUAUGUAUAUUAGCUAUGGUUGAUGUACUUAAACUAACAAUGCCAAUAUCACGACUUUUGCAAUCAACGUCAUUGGACUUAGCAAAUGCUUCUUCAUCAAUAGAUGGGGUAAAAGAAAUUUUAGAGGAAAAACGUAAAAAUGUUGUUUCUGAAUUUAAAGCAAUUUUUUCAAAUGCAAGUGACUUAGCUACAGUUAUUGGAUUUGACUUAAGAAUGCCUAGAAUAGUUGGGAAACAAAUAAAUCGUAGCAAUUAUCAAGCGAAAGAUACUGAACAAUAUUAUUUGCGAAGUAUUUACAUACCACUAUUGGACACUGUGAAAACAGAUAUGACUUUGAGAUUAUCAACCAGUAAUUUAGAAGCUUACGAUUUACGUUUAUUAAUUCCUAAAACAAUUGUAGUGUUAACUGACAAAGAUUCCUGCGAGAAAAAAAAUAUAAUAAAAAGAAUUUUAAACGUAGCAACUAAAUUUUCUAAAUUAUAUGCAGAAGUUAAAUUGAUGACUCCUGAUUUAUUAGAAGGUAUCUACUUAAUAACAAAUAACCAAACAUAA